Molecule: messenger RNA, 1776 nt
Organism: Dimorphilus gyrociliatus
Lineage: Eukaryota; Metazoa; Annelida; Polychaeta; Dinophilidae
Source: the annotation of a GenBank genome assembly
CAUUGCAAUCCCGAUCUCGAGCUGGAUCAGACAUCGACUGAAGACUGCGAAACUUUCUAAAAAAAUAACGGAUAAAAAGAAGACUUUUCUGGUUUAUUUAACGAGACUAUCAGAACAAUGCGUUUAAUAUCAGCUUUGCUUCUGUCUUUUAUAAUUGGAGCUACGUUGGCUAAAUUGCAACCGAUGGUAUAUCAUGUAUUUCGGGAGACUGGAGUGAAAGAAGACUACCCAUUUACCUGCUCAUACGGUAAAGCUUAUCUCUACAAGGGAGUGGUAUUUUCCGUAAACGGCGAGAAAAUUUUUGACGACGGCACUAUGCUACAAAAUGAGAAAUGGAAAGAUCUCGGUGUAUCCGAUAUUAUCAUUGCUAAAGAGAAUGAUCUAUCAGUUCCAAUAUUAUACAUUUCCAAAGAUAUUACUAAAAAAUUUGCCAAAUCCAUGAAAUUUAGUUGCACAGUAGAAUCAAAUCUUUUAGAUUUUGGAUUUCAUUUUGUUGAGAAAGAAUCAUGCGAAAGCAACUCGGCUGAUAGUAAAGAAGGAGAGAAAAUUUCAUUUAUGCAUUCUGUUGAAUUAUCUACAAUGGACAAAGAUAUGACAGAUGGAUCAUGGAUAGCAGUUCUAAAUAAUAAGAAAUUAACUGAAAGAGAUAUCGUCGUUGGAGACAGUGCAGAACUACAAAAGUAUAAGCAACGAGUUAAUUUAACUCUUACAAGGAAUAUGAAUGGUCAGGAUUUAAAAAUGAAAUAUAUGCUCCAGUCUGGUGUUGAAUCAACCCUUAGCCUACUUACCGAAUGCGUUAAAAAAUUAAAUGUACAAUAUAUGUCAAGAGUAGUUUCUAUCGAACCUGAUCAAACUGAAUAUAGAAUACCUCAAACGGUUAGAUGCAUUGUCGAAAGCAAUCCUAAACCAAACAUAUAUUGGAUUUCCGAUGAGACGGAAGAGAAAGUUGGGGAAGGAGAACAAUUAAUUUUUGAUAGGAGCUUAUUCAAAGAUGCAAUACCAGAGAAACAUGGCGAACAGAGAAAAGUUCGAAGGAAUUUUACUUGUAAAGUCGAGUCGAAGGGUUUUAAAGGAGUGGAAAGAAAAGUGUCCUUUAAUAUCGUGGUAGAUAAUAUAAAAGAAGAGAAAACGGAAGCAGGCAAUUCGCAAACAGCAGCCAUUGCAGCUGGCGUUGUGAUAUGCCUUAUCAUUCUAGUCAUUGUCGGUGCCGUUGUCGUCUACUACUGUCGCAAGAAGUCACAAACAGGAGCGAAGAAAGUGCCAACAGAGUGAGUAUUUGCCAUUUUAUUUAUUUUUCGCUAUUUAUUUGUUUUCAUUGAGCUUUUAUACUUUAAUUUCACGUUUGCCAAAGUAAACUUUUUGAAUGUUUUUCCAUAAAAUAUUAGUGUAGAAAAGUGUUUUUUCUCGUUUUCUCUAUGGAUAAAAUUUUGCUUUCAUUCUAUUCUAUUCGUUUAUCUUUCCUUUUUUCUAUUUUCUCAUAUUGAUUAUAUAUAAUUGUUUUAUAAUGACAAAAUUAUAUAUGUCUACCUAUAUACCUUAUUAAUUAUCGUAUUCUUGAAAACAACAGAGACGAUGAUAUGAAGCACAAAUUUUCUUCGGAUCGUAAUAAUGCUAAUGGUAAAAUAAAUUUCAUUCCAUUUGGGCAUAUUGUCCAAUAUUAACGUUUAUUGCAUUUUUAACAGCUUAGAAAAUCUCAUUACUGCUUGUUUCUUCAGCAGUUUUCGAUGUAAAAGAGAAUAUGAAAGAUUUUUUUCUUUUUUUUUUUUUUUAAUUUAA